Molecule: messenger RNA, 1200 nt
Organism: Penicillium cataractarum
Lineage: Eukaryota; Fungi; Ascomycota; Eurotiomycetes; Eurotiales; Aspergillaceae
Exons: 2
Coding region: 1-1200 (399 amino acids)
Molecular function (GO): oxidoreductase activity; FMN binding
Source: RefSeq, a predicted model, not a curated record
AUGGCAAACGAUCAGACAUCACCACCCAAUCUGGCCCUCUGCAUCACCACCGAAGACUUCGAGGCAGCCGCAAAGAAGGUUCUCCCAAACAAGGCAUGGGUCUACGCCUCCAGCAGCGCAGCCUCGGGUCUAUCCCUCCAAUCCAAUCUAGACGACUGGUCUCGAAUCAACUUCCGACCUCGCAUCAUGAGGAGUGUCAGUUCACUGAAUCCAACCCGGUCUAUCCUGGGGCAACCCGGUAGUCAACCCUUCUUCGUCUCGGCGAUGGGAACGCUGGGUAACGCACACCCAGGCGCAGAGCCCUUGCUGGUACGAGGAGCUACUCGAAAGGGCUUACAUACCGUGGUCAGCACGGCGACGAGCAAACCGUUGGAGGAGAUCAUGGAGGCUCAUCUCGACGAGCAGCGCCAACUUGGUCAUCAAAGUCCGUCCAAGCUCGCUUUCCAGUUAUACGUCCCCGUGGAUCGGAAUCUAGCUCGGUCCCUGAUUCGGAGGGUCAAAGCUGCUGGAUAUCACAGUCUAUGGAUUACAGUAGAUACUUCUACGCUGGGCAAACGAACGGCAGAUCGGUACUUGCAAGCACAAGAAGCUCUCGAUCAAGGUAGCCGUGAGACAGUCCGAGAGGCGGCGGCUGACAACGCCUUUGGUCCUGCAUUUGGAGGCCGGCCUGUACCGGGAUACCUCGAUCCCGGUCUCAAUUGGGAUGAUUUGUCGUGGAUCUCGGAGGAGUGGAAUGGUCCGAUCGUUCUGAAGGGGAUUCAGACCGUGGAAGAUGUCAAGUUGGCGGUCCAACACGGCGUGCAGGGUGUUCUUUUGAGCAAUCACGGUGGCCGACAGAUUCAUUCGGCUCCCAGUGCCCUGAUGACCCUGUUGGAGACCCGUACAUACUACCCCGAGGCAUUCGACAAGUUGGAGAUCUUUGUCGACGGUGGUCUUCGGGAUGGUGCCGAUGUUCUCAAGGCUUUGUGUCUCGGGGCAACGGCUGUGGGAGUUGGUCGGCCAUACUUUUAUGCCAUGGCAGCUUAUGGUAUUGAAGGCGUUGAGAAGUGCACUGACGUUCUUGCUGAGGAGAUCGAGAUCACCAUGAAGAUGCUUGGGGUUUCAUCACUUGACCAACUUCGACCGGACAUGGUCAACGCCAGUCGACUGUUGAACGAGAUGUGGCGCCCAGAUAUCUGGUGGAACAAAUCCAAGCUCUAA